Messenger RNA from Pocillopora meandrina, 8100 nucleotides. NCBI's taxonomy places the organism in Eukaryota, Metazoa, Cnidaria, Anthozoa, Scleractinia, Pocilloporidae. The record is from the annotation of a GenBank genome assembly.
AUGUCGAGUCAGGGAGAAUUCCGUGUGGCUAUUUAUGCCAGUGAAUACAAGCAAAUUUGCGCUUGGGUCUUAAAAGAGCGAAGUUUAGAAACCGGCGGAGAUCUGUUCGGGCUUUGGAACAAUGAUCACACCGCAGUGAUCCAGCUCGUUUUGGGGCCUGGCAAACAUUGUCAAAGGACUUCGAGUUCGUUUUACCAAGAUGUGAGGUACUUGGAGAAGGUUGGCUCCCAUUUGACUAGCAAGGAAGGGCUCUGUCACAUUGGUGAAUGGCAUUCUCAUCACACAAUCGGUCUUAAACGACCAAGUGGCGGAGAUGAACGAACGGUUUGGACAAACAUGCCUAAAUAUGGGCUGAGUCGCUUUCUACUGUUCAUUGCAAACAUUGAAAACCGAGAUUUAUCCGCCAGCGCAGGAUGCUUCCUGUUCGAAUUCGAGAAGAAUACCAACAAGAGGAAGCCGGUUCGGCAGGGAAAAUUCGUUUUAUUGAAAAAUGAAAGCCCCUUCCGUUCAAGGUGUCAUGAUGUUUUAGCGGAAGAUGCAGAGUGUCUGAACCAGGAGGAAAAAGUGGGUUUACUGGAAUUGUCCAAGAAGGCUAUCUCCGUGCCCAAAGAGCGGCCUGUAGUUACACAAAGGCAGCCAUUUGAUGAAGAACGGGGCGGUGGCAAUGAAGAUGGUAGGCUGUCAAUUCUUUAUGAAAUAAGAAGGCGCUGUUCUUUUCAAUUCCGCUGUGUAUUGCUGUAAAACAAAGCACAGAUUGCUUUUCAUAAUGGUGAUAAAAAUUGAACACCUGUCCUGUUUUUUUCUUAUUUAUUGAGAAAGUAGGUUUUUGGAUGAGUUAAAUUACUUUGAUUCAACAAAACUAAAAUCCAACAUAGACAUAUAACAACAUUGUAGGGGGACUUACAAAUGGAAGACGUUUAGCAUAAUUCUUAACUCACUGGUUAAGCGAAGGAACAGGAACUGAAGAAAGAGAAAAGCUGUUAAUGUGACAAUAUGGAUAUAAUUGCAGAUGUGUUAUUCAAAACCAAUUAUAAUCAUAGAUCAUACAAGUCGCAGCUAGUUCAGUUCAGUGUCAAUUGUUAGUUGAAGAAACAUUGAAUUUAGCGAAUUAACAUUUAAUAUACUUGAUAUUCUGAAUAUCAAGUUUAGAAUGCCUUUAUAGCUCACAAGAUUUGCACCUAAGGUGGUGAAGCAAAAGAUUCUCGAUACCAUUAAUCAACUUUGCUUAAAUAGAAAGUAGCAUUUUGCGAGUCAAUAUUGUUGCAAAUGAUAAGUUUAUUUUUAACUAAUGAAAUAAAUUUCGUGAAGAUGAAGAAGGUUAAUUUACAGAACAUUUUCCAUUCAAUUCUGAGCAAAGCACAUGUAUCAUGUCUAGUGCAAAUUGUACAGUCGCAGAGCAAAGACUGCCAUGAUGAUAAAACUUAUUAAAAUUUGCUUGCACAAGUUGAUUGUUGAUUGUGAGGGUGUGCGUGACGCAACUACAGAGUAACGCAAUGAAGACUCAGGGCUUCCUGUGUUUCCCGGAAAGCGAUCUAUCAUAUCUAAAUUUAGUAACAUCAAAACAUAUGAAAAUGAACUUUCUUCUACACAGUUGCAGUGACGAAGAAUAUUUUUUUUAACUAAGUUAGCGUGGUUAGGCAAAUAAUGUAGUCAUGUCAUAUCCUCACAAGCACUCCAAGAAAGCUAGCCACAUUUUUCUAGGAGACCACAGAGGUUAUUCGCCCCUAUUCGCGGGACACGCUAGAUUAACGCUGAGAGAAAUACUAAUAUCUCAACGAAUUCUUGUUGCCUUGUUUCGCUUCCACGAAAUGUUUUGUAGAUCAGACACAAUCUUACCCGAGACAGGUCUUUUUUUCUAUCUCACAAGGAUCGAGUUGACCUGUUUAUAUCCUUAUGUCCACAGAUAAAGAAUUCACGGUGGCCAUAUAUGUCAGCGAGUACAAGCAAAUUUGUGCUUGGGUUUUCAAAAAUCAAGAUCUUGAGACGGGUGGAGAUUUGUUCGGUCUGUGGUACGAUGAUUACACGGCAGUGGUCCAGUUCGUGUUGGGUCCCGGUACAAAUUGUCAGAGAACUACCACCUCGUUCUUCCAAGACGUGGAGUACUUAGAGAAGGUUGGCUCUCAUUUGACUGGUAAGGAAGGACUUUGCCAUAUUGGCGAAUGGCAUUCCCAUCAUAAAAUCGGCCUCAAGCAACCGAGUAACGGAGAUAAACGAACAGUGUGGACAAACAUGCCUAAAUAUGGGUUGAGUCGCUUUUUGUUGUUCAUUGCCAAUUUUGAAACACACGAGAGUACAUAUGACUCGGUGAGUGUCGGCUGUUUUUUAUUCAAAGAGAGCAAAACCAGUCAUCGAAAGUUGUUUUCAGGAAGAUUUAAGCUCUUGCCAACAGAGAGCCCUUUCCGCUCUAAAUGUGUACGCAACCCAAGCUUAAUAGAAGGGGCAGAGGGUCUCAAUGAAAAUAAAGAAAUAAAUUCUCUGGACGAAGUUGUCACUGGUUCAAGUGAGAUGAAAGAAGAUGGCGAGCGACCCUUUAUGGUUCGUGACGAGUCAAAAAACCUGACUGCCAAGCAGUAUCCAGCAGAAAGUCUUAAUGAAAGUAACGAAAUAAAUUCUCUGAACAAAGUUAUCACUGGCUCAAGUGAGAUGCAAGAAGAUGUCAAGCGACCCUUGAUGGUUCGUGAAGUGUCAAAAAACCCGGCCACCGAGCACUGCACAGCAGAGGGUCUUAAUGAAAGUAACGAAAUAAAUUCUUCGGAAGAAGUUGUUAGUGGCUCCAGUGAGGAGCAAGAAGAUGUCAAGCAACCCUUGAUGGUUCGUGAAGAGUCAAAAAACCCGGCCGCCGAGCACUGUACAGCAGGAGGUCUCAAUGAAAGUAGCGAAAUAAAUUCUCCGGAAGAAGUUGUUAGCGGCUACAGUGAGGAGCGAGAUGUCAAGCAACCCUUGAUGGUUCGUGACGAGUCAAAAACCCCGGCCACCAAGGGCUGCAAAUGCUGCUCAGUAAUGUAGAUCAUAGGAAAGAAGUUGAUACGAUGUACUGAUACAGAUCAAGCUGAAUUUUUUCUUCAGUACAGAUAGAAAUUUUAAGUCAGUUUAUAAUAACCUGCUUAAUCGUAACUCCAAGGGAAAUUUAGUUAAUAUGAAUGGAAGCAAACAGCAUGUAGCUACGUUUUGGUUUGCUCUGUUCAUUGUGAUAUUUAGUGCUUUUCUUAAUGUUCCAAAAGUUGAUUUGGCCAUUCACGCUUCCGGAUAAAAAGUUCCUGUUUGAAUAUUCAAACAGAUGAAAUCUGUGAUGACCUGGCCCAGACUUCGGCCGGGAAUGUAUAUCGUCUAUUGUGGCCUGUUUCAAGUUUUCAAUCUCCCAAAUAAAAUUCAGUCGGUUCCAUGAUACUUAAAAUAACGUGUCUCAUUUCCCUCAUUUACUGAUUUAUUCAACUACUAAAUCCUGUGUGUUUUAUUUUAUUUUGUUACGCUGUUUGUUUCUCUAGAACAAAUACAGCUAUAGACUUAUUCACCUGAAUCCAACAAUAUUCGAAAACACGUUGUCAUACAGCCUAAGUACUACCAUGCGAGAUCAGCUGUGGUGCUCAGUGUUUUGAAGGGAAUGAUCGAUGUAUCAUCAUUGAGCUGAAUAAUGAUGCUUCAGAUCCUAAUUUUGUGGUCGUUUAUGCCUGCGUCGUGAGAAUGAUAGGGAACAAUGACUCUCUUUUGGAUAGAGAGAUCUUCACUUUAAGUUUCGUCUUACCUAACCUGCUCCUCCUUCCCUACUCUUUUUACCGAAUGGGGUUUUUGAGUGAUCGAAGAUGAUAGAUAUCAUAAGUUCCUCUGCGGCUAGCCAAAACCCUUUCCCUCGCAAACUCUCGUGCGAGCUUAAAGCUCGCAGGUCUAAUCAGAGGCGAGAUUGGAGACCCGCAAAAGUAUUCCUCAACGCUGCCCAAGAGAGCGAGCCAAGUAUACUCCCAAUGAAAAAGGGGGAAAGAAGCUAGGAGAUGGGAUACUUGCCUCCGACCGUUGUGAUUCGGGUCAGAUUCCCUGCUCUCUGAAAUUCUUACUUAAAAUUCCAUCGGGCAAUCCUGUCAUCCGUAAAGACCUCGAGGAAACACUUCUUUUACUAAGUUUCCACCUUUUGGAACCUAAGCUUUAAAAAGAGUUUUGUGCAAUCUAAAGUUCUGAGUUAAAAGGAUGGUUAAGCAAAUUAAUCAAUUUCUAUUUUUGUCAUAUGAGCCUGUAACGCUCCUGAAUUACCGAUGUCUCGGGUUAAUAAAAUUGAAAAUUUUUGUCUUGUUGCUCUUAAUAUUAAAUCAAUGAAAGAGCUUUUUCCUUUUGUGUUGCUUUUCUUUCUUUCUUUCUUUUUUUUUUUGAAAUAGAUGUUUUCAAUUUUUAAUAAUUCUCAUUACUAUAUGCGUCCUCUCGUACGUUCUGCGUGACAAACACCUCAACUUGACAUGCUUGGUUCGUGUAGGGAGGAUUCCCGGAAAUUAAGGAAGAUGUUUCAUAACUCGAAACUUCUGUUGCAUGACACUACAAUUUUCUAUAAAUAUACCGAAUAUUUGUCGCUAAAAUAAACAACAGUAUAUGUUUUUCAAGACUAACGCAAAAUAUUGUUGCAGUUUUGCGUUGAGCACUUCAGGCUGAGCAAGAUAGCGAGUGGCAUGUCGAAAAAAAAAAAUGACUGCAAUCGUAUAAGUUUUUUUUCACAACGUAAUGUUGCGAGGCUGUUUCCAAGAAGACUUGUGCGUGAAACAAAAGCGAGGCCAGAUAAAAAGAGUUUUGAAACUUGAUUUGUUCUGUUGUUUAUUGAAUUCCGAGAAAAAGCAAGCCUCACACGAAAUUGAUCAACCAAUCAAAGCAUAGUUGAAUUUCCCAGAAAUGAUAAAUAUCAACUUAUACAUUUCAAUUUCAGUAAACUGUUGUAGUUUUGGUUUUGUCAGGAGGAACAAGACUUACAUACGAUGAGCGACAAAGACGAUCAGCGCAAAGUAGUCUGCUUUUUGCAGCCUAAUUUUACCGAUCUUCUUAGAGAUAAAGAAGCUGUUAAAAAGCGGUUUUCCGUGACAGUAUUUGAUGAUUGUGACACAAUUCACGUCCGCGUGGAAAGUAACAAUAAAGAUGAACCAGAAAAGCGAGUCGCCUUCAAGAUCUUUCGAGAAUUACCUUCGUGUGAAGAGGUUCAGAAAAUUGCUUCUGAUCUAGUUUCCACUCUUCCUGCGCUCGAGGAACCACAGAUUGCAAUCCUGGUAUCUGAAGAUGACCAUGUCAGAGCUUGUGUGAGACCAAAGUCAACUGAUCCUUUGGAGCAGGCGGCUGUUUUGCGGCAACCGCGGAAAUCGCAACUCUAUUCACGAAGCCGUGGCAUAUUAGAGUCGAAAUUAUUGGAGGAACGAAAAGUUGCAGUGGUUGGUCUUGGAAGUGGUGGCUCCCACGUGGCAAUAGAACUUGCUAAAGCUGGAGUUGGAAAGUUUGUCCUCGUCGAUUAUGAUCGAAUUGAGCUGCAUAACAUCAUCCGCCAUGUUUGCGGCUUGAGCGAUCUUGGACGUCUGAAGACCAAUGUCAUGCGAGACCAUAUCUUGGACAAGAAUCCAUUUGCAGAGGUAGAAAUACACAACACCAACAUCAACAGCCUAGAAGAAGCCAGAGAAAUUCUGAAAGGAUGCGAUGUUAUUAUCGCCGCGACCGACAACAUAAGAAGCAGGCUCAACAUCAAUACGCUAUCAAUUGAGCUUGGUAUAACGUCUCUCUACGGAAAAUGUGCUGUCAGAGCUGCUGGAGGAGAAGUGUUGAGAGUGAGACCAAAGGCUGGCCCGUGCUUCUCGUGCAUCUAUGCUGAUGCCGCGAUGGAAGCCUCCGCAGAGGAGAUGUCCUCAUUCCGUCAAGCCCGCGAAGCCAAUCCUCCUUACAUUGGAGACGACGAAGUGAAAGCCACGAUUCAAGUUGGGCUGUCUUCUGACAUCAUUCCAGUCGCUAACAUGCUGGUGAAGCUGGCGUUAGUGGAACUGUGCCGGGGUAAGGAUAGUGCACUGGCCACACUGGAGAAUGAUCUAGAGGCUCCCUAUUAUAUGUGGGCAAACCGCAGAGAGCAGCAGUACGCUGGAUACCCACCCGAAGGUUUUCACCGGUUUGAUCAGCCUGGAAUUCUGAGAUGGUAUCCCAUGACGAGCGAGAGAAAACCCGAUUGCAAGACAUGCCAAGAUAUGGGAGCUAGUGCAGAAAAUGUCGACUUUUUCUCGUCUUCAGACGGAUAAUUGACUUAUACGUUAGAUCUAUAGGAACAAUUUGUUGCAAUGAAAGAAUGAUUAAACUAUGUUCACUAUUUGUCAUUGGUUUGGUUUUUUAGUUAAUUCAGCGUCUUUAAAAUUGCCAUUGAGCUUAAAUAACAUGUUAUAAUUCGUCUGCCAAAACGGAAGAUAUCACCGGUUAGUCUCAGAGUUAUUGAUGGUCUCUGCACAAUAGGGAAACUUCUACUUUAGGAUGGAAACUAGAUUGCUUUUAAACCACUGUUAGCUAAAAGUUAUAUUCAAUAAAAUAUCCAUGUUGUAUCUAGAAGGUGCUCGUGAUUGCUUCAAUUUCUGCAUUGUCGCUAUAUUUAUCCAACUUUCGCGUGAUUGUUUUAAACAAGUGGAUAUACCUUGUCACACAGUUUCCGAGAAAGGCUAAAAGUCCCUCACCAACCGUAUGAAGCUUUUUCUGAGAAAUAGGGAUUAAAGUGGUUGAAUGCAGUAAGCACUGAAGUGUACUGCAGCUGAUGAAUAUAUCCGAUACGAUGCUUCGGUUUCUUUGAUUUGAGCGGAAGCAUAUUUCUAGCACACAUAUUUCAUUCCUACCAAAGAAAGUUCCAGUUAAACUUACUCUAUACGCAACAACACUGUUUUGAAAUGUGAAACUUUCCUUAAAAUGAAGUUUACCUUCUGGAAUAUUUGAUUCAGGCAAAGAAAGUAAAACGUGUAUAGCAGGUUUAUAAAAUUUAUUGAUACAAUAUAUCUCCACAACGUUACUAAACAACAACUGACAUCAAAUACUUGAACGAACUCGUUUGAUACAGUUCAAUCAGUCUAUACAGCUUUGCAUGAAGCGAGAAUUACGUGAAAGAAAUCUGUCCUUUAGAAUGAAGUACCGUUACAAUGAAACCAAAAUUCGAAGCAAAUGUCGCGUCAACCAUUAUUGACCAGACCAGAAAUUGUUCCAAAGAUGCUCUUUCCUUCUUCGUUGCCAUAGUUCAAGAACACAAAACAUAGUCUUUGAUGAUUCUUUGUCGCAAGUGGAAGGCGUAUACAGUGUAGUUAAAGAAGCCUCCAGAUCCACUCUUGUUCAUGUCCAGCAUAACCGUACGAUCGGAAUUUUGGGCCUCUCGUUGCGGCUUUACCAUCAAUUUUCCGGUAGCAGGGUCGAAAACCAGCGCCUCAGAACCGCUUCCUCUAUUCUCAAGGUGCUGCUGAAUGCGUUGAGGAUUUGACGACAUAUUCUAGAUCAGCUUUCGGUAAGUUUUUCGGUUCUCCGCGUAGACGAUAAUGGUUGCUGUCGCUUUGCGAUGUUACAGCGUCGCUCACUUUCGGUUUCAGGCUGUUUCCUCAUUUAACUCGUUGUCAAAAUGACGUCAUAUCUAGAUAUUUUUCUUAGAAAGGACUCUGAGCGUGUUGUGUGACUGAAGUUCUCCAAAAAGUUGUCAAUGAAAAAUAAUAUUUUGUAUAGCAAAGCGGAAGUCAAUUGUUCCGCAAAGGCUUUACCCCUUUGGCAAUUACAUAUCUAUUCAAUGUUAUAUAAUAUAUUUCCUUGAUAAAAAUUUCCUUAGUUGCUGUAAGCUGUCAGAAUCGUAACGCAAUGGACCAAACAGAGAAAAAGAACGAACAGGAUGCAAGAGAAUUCGACUUUAGGUUUGUAACCAAGAAAGACGAAGAAGUGAAAGGGGAGGAUGGCGUGACAAAUGCAGUGAAAUCAGAAGUUGUGGCUAGCCGUCUUAAAGUUAUCGCUAAAGGAGGAGAUGUUGGAAAGAAAGAAAAGCUGGUGUUUGAUCUGCAGACUGGAAAACUGAUCGUGGAAAGUGAGCCAGACUCAUCAGGGGACAGACAGGUCAUAGAAGGCAUGGCUUCCAGUGGAUGGUUUGCUUAG